GGACUUGUGGGGUUCAUUUCUUUCACCCCGCACUUUGUGAGAAAUAUUAAUUUUAAGCAAUCGGGACACAUUAAUUGUUCCUCACCUUUAUGUAAUACUUUAUGUUUUUGGCCUAACCGUUGACCUUAUCUUCUUGCCUGCUAUAUAAGCAAAAGCAACGAAGGCAGUGUAUCAUGAGCGAUUGCGUGAGAUCAAGUGAUAGGCUUAUUAGAGUUAUCUCUGAGCUAUAUUAUACUUAGGAAAUAGUGAAAACACGAAAUUGAAUGACAUUUCUGCACUCUUGUGUGAUAACUGACUAUUCCGAGACAUUUCUAGAAACAAGCGUAGCAGAUUGAUAGAUCAGCUCCACGGAAACCAAAUUAAAGAAACAGAGAAAGAAAACUCGCCAGAUUCAAGGAAGCAUUGUGAAAAUAACUAACCCGCCCACGCCUACAAACACACACUAUUAUUAUUAUGAAGCUAAGAUUACACUGCUCUCGGUGCCGCGCAAUCUACACCGGGCCGCUGGUUGCUCACCCCUGCCACCUCCUAGCGGUCAUCGCCGUCCUCUGUGCCUUCAACUCACGCACCACCCAUUCCAAGGUCAUCGGCCCCGCGGAGGCCCCACGCCGGACUCCCGAGUCCCCGUACAUGUCGGAGGAGCACCUGGAGGCGGUGGCGGACUUUAAGAGAAGGAUACUCAGGCACGUCAACCUGCAGGAGCAGAGCGGCGUCGCCGACCACCAGACCCCGCGACACAACGCAUCCAUCAUAAGAAACAUCCGGGACUUUAUGAGGAGUAUGCGCGGAAAUGACAGCUUCGAGGAUGUUAACCAGGAACCGAAAAAAUAUAUCUUUCCAAGUUCAGGUCAAAAAAAGAAAGAUAUUAACAAAAUGUUUUUGAAAUCUUUACCCAUGACAACUUUCCUGAAGUCAUUCAUCUUCCAUAGAACUGUCAAACAACCGGAUGAUGUCUAUCUUGAGCUAGUCAUGAAGUCGGCCUUGCUGCGCAUGCGCAUUCGAUUCCACAAGAAUCAGCUGCAACGUCAGGCGAAAAAGGCGGCAAAGACAUUCAAUGUGGGCGUUUACCUUUUACGGACAUCGCCUCCGGAGCGCGCGCAUCACGGUGAGGUCAUCCCGCUGGGCAGCGCGGACAUUCUGGUGGGUCAGAACUACAAGUCGGUAGAGAUCCCCCUUGACUACCAGAAGCUCUCUCACAUCUUCGACCUCGAGGAUAACACGUUGCAGCUUUCAUUGACCAUUGAAGAGGUCGUCAGGAACUAUAACGCUGCCGGUGUUAAAAGAUCAGGCUCCUCGGGGAAGAAGCGCGGGGGGAAGGCGGCGACUCCGAAAGUGCAGGUGUCGAAGGCGGUGAUCGAGAUCACCACCAUGACCAGGGACUUGAACAUCCGCAGAGACAAGCGGCAGGUGGAGUCUCAGCCUUGCGAGCAGAACAAAUGCUGCAGGCACAGCAUUAUCAUCAAUAUCAAAGACAUUGGUUGGGACAACCUUGGAAUACACCCACAGACCGUGGAGUUCUUCUACUGCAAGGGUAGCUGCCCUUACAGGUACAAACCCAAGAGUGACUUCUCGUCCAUCAAGUACCUUCUGCACAGCAAAAUACCGAAUGUCGUUCCGGCGCCCGUGUGCGCGCCAACAGGCUACGAGCCUUUGGAUCUGAUCUUGGAGAAGCACAACGAGAUCUGGCAUAUCCCGGACAUGCUGGUUACGGGUUGUAUGUGUUAUUGAGCCGUCACACACAAACACAAAAACAUUUACAAACAGACUUACGUUUACUGAUCUCAAUGGUAACAGCGUCUACAUAAAAGGCGAUCCUUCGCGAAGCGUGUGGUGGCCCUGAUCUGAAAGGCGCUCAGUGCUGGGAAUGGAACUUUCCCGAUUAUUAUUAGAAUACACACAAUGAUUAAAGAAAACGGGUGAAUGGCUCUACUCCAAGCUGAUACUGUGUUAGACAUUUGUAAUCUGAUAUAAGGCUUCAGAUCAGAUUUUUUUUUCAAAAUUGUAAUUUAAAUCUAUUUGUUUUAUGGCUAUUUUAUAAAAACAUAGAUUGGCUAAUUUGAUUCUAAAUGGGAGUUCUGAGUUCUCUCCAACAGAACGCGUAUCUACAGACUGCUGACCGUGAUAUAAGCCAUACUGCCAACACAACAGAAAGCAUUUAAAGUUAGUACCAUCUGUUCGUUUUUAAACGCAAUUGUGGAUUAGUUAAAAUGUCAUGCAUGGUAUAUAUAUUGAGGGGUUCUGGUUUUUUUUUUUUAUCAACUCAGGGCCGGAUUUAAGGGAGGACAGGCAUAGCUACAGCCCCGGGCUAUCCAUAAGAAAGGGGCCUCCGCGAAAGAGAUAAAAAUAUAUUCGAAUUUUGACUGGCCACAAACUUUGAAAUUAUUUUUUUUUAACAUAUUUUUUUGUUCGCAUUUUUUUACGGCUGUCAAAACAUGUCGUAAUGAAGAAGUGUAAGCUUGAAGCAUGUUCAGAAUCAGUCAAUACAGCCCCGCAUUUACGACAAUGCCUCAACCAAGAGCCUUAACCCUCCACAAACUCAAAAAUAGACACGUUUUAAAACUAAAAUCUGCAUAUUAAAUAUUUUCUAAAAUUAAAUUUAGAUUACAUAACAAAGAAACCAUUUCUUCUAAAAUAUAAAAAUAUAGCAUGCUAUUUUCGUUUUUAAAUGGAUCUUUUAUUUAAUCUAUCGAAAAAUGGUUGCAGCCUCCACAAAAAUCCGGCCCCUAGGCCUCCACAUACUUCCAUCCGGCCCUGUAACAACUGUAAGAAGGACUCAUUAAUAUCUAUGUGAAUAUUAGCCGUCAUUAUGAUAAACAAAUUACGUUUAACAGUAAAAAAAAAGUUAUUGUCAUUUGUCAAAAGAAAGAAAUAUAAAGAUGUUUAUUUUAUUAAUUUUUUUUUAACUCGGAGAACUCCAAGAAAAUAAUUUUUAUAAAACUUAAUUGGAAAGAAAUGUAUAACGUGCAUAGAGUAGGAAUAGUACAUAUUUGCAUAUUUAAAGUUGCAUAGCUAUUGUAAAGCUUUAUUAGACUUUAUGUUAAAGACCUAUGCAUUUUGAACUACAGACUGAAUCCACAUUGUUUAUCAAGAAAAAUUAAUAAGUCAUGAUUUGUUAUUGUUUCAAGUUCAAACAAUUAUAUAAAGCACCCCAUUGUGAUAGUGUUCUAUACCGUGGUCAUCAUUAAGGACCUUGCUUUAAUUGAACAAAUCAUUUGUAUACACUUGGAUUGGGGUGGUGGCUUCCCUUUCUCAUAUUGGCGGAGAUACAAAAAAAAACAACAAGAAAACUACAUCUCCAGAGCAAGGCUGGUUAAACCUUUCAUAUGACCCCCCCCACACACACACACACACAUACACAAUGUGUGUCCUUCAUAGAGAAAUACAUAAAUAAAGGCAAGACCAGUCAUUAAUAUAGGCCUCAACACUGACCUACGACGUCGCAACCUGUGGGCAGUGGAGACCAAUAGCUCGUUGAUCAUUAUUCAGGCCUAUGAAGAGGAGUGACAGACUGGACUACAAGAGAUAUCCUACAGUGUAAUAGAUCAUUCGUAUGUAUAUAUAUAUAUAUAUUACCUACUUUUUGUUGGAUGUACCUGUUUCCGAGAGAACCUUGAUAUAUGUGUGUGUGUCACUGUGUGUGUGUGUGUCUGAGAGCGUGUAUGACAUGUUCUUGCGUGUGGAUAUAACUGUGUUUGUCCGGGACAGAUGUUGCGAAUUCUGUGCUAUUCAAAUAAAUUCUGUUAUUGGCUGUACUUAUUUAUUUAAACAAACAAAACAAGUGAUAUGUCAUGCCAUUGUGAUGACGUAUUGUUGUUAUAUAUGACUCCAUGACAUUACAAGACGAGUAUUAUGUUAUUUUUUAAUUAUUAUUUUUAUAUUUGUGAAUAUUUUUUUACCCUUGUUCAAUUCAUUAAUAUUUAAGACUAUUUAUGAGUUUUUGUUGGUGUUGUUGUUUUUUUUCACUUUAAUUUAACAAAUGGAAAUCAACACAAGCCUGAGAACCCCUAUGGUUGUGAUUUUUUUCUCAACUUUAAUGCGUAAAAGUGAUUUUAUAUGAUUUCUCUCGAAGUUGCUGGAGAAAUCUGGCCACAUGAGCCGUCUGCUAAACCCAGUCAAUGUGGUAUUGUCGUUUGAGGCUCCCGUGUUCUUUCAAUUGUUUCAUUGAUUAGUAAAUUAUGUGUCACCUUUUGUUUACAUAAAAUUUAUUCUUAAAAUUCAAUCUCAAUUAUACAUAUAAAUAUACCUAUCUUAUCCUAUAUAUACCUAUCUUAUCCUAUAAAUUACAGACGUUACUUCAAAAAAGAAGAUAAUUACCUACGCAUUUCAUGUGGUGUCGAUCUAGUCGUGCAUGUUAAUCAAUGACUUAAACUCUUAGCUAUUGGUUUUCUUGGCUGAUUCAGGCAACCCAUUCCAUUCUCUAAUGGCACUAGGGGAAAAGGAGCACUUGUACGAGUUCGUUCUAGCAUAUGAAUUAAGAAAUGUGCCUCUAUCUUUGAGUCUUUCUGAGUAUUUUAUUAGGUUUUGUUUUUCUAUCUGUAAAUUCUGGUUUCGUGCUUUAUGUAUUACUGCUACUUUACUUUUAAUUCUUUUUCCUGUAGUGUCUCGAAACUCAUGGUGUUAUUCUAAUCAAAUGUGAAUAUUCGUUUGUUAUGAAUCUCACUGCUCUAUUUUGUAUCUGUUCCUGUGUCUGUUCCAGUUUCUUAAUGUUUUCUUGAGUUGAGGGGUCCCAAACAGAGGAUGCAUAUUCUAUUAUUGGCCUAAGGAUAAAUAGCAUUUUAUUUUUAUGCUUCUAUUUGAUUUGAUUUGUUAAAUUUUAAUUCAAUAAACUCUAAUGUUUUGCUUUUUUUUUUUUCAAUUUCAUCAAUAUGGAGAGUUCAUGAUAGCUUUUCAUUUCGACAAGAUAUUUUUAGUUUUUAGUCUGUGCAACUGGUUUACCAUGAAUAAAAUAAGUAGUUUUUAUUUGUUUUAGUUUUUUAAACUCUUAAUAACUGGCAAUUUUCUGGGUGAAAAGACAUGCUCCAAUUUGAUUUCUAUUUAUGUAACUCUUCUAAUUCUCUUUGUAAAAUUUCUGUAUCUUGUGUUGUUUUUAUUGUUCUAUAUAUUAUGCAAUGGUCGGCAAAUAAUCUGACUUUUGUUCCUGAACUAAUGCAAUUGGGUAGGUCAUUUAUGUAAAUUAGAAACAGUAGUGGACUUAAGACUGUUCAUUGAGGUACACCUGAGUUUACUGUUAUUGGUGUUGAUUUAGAGCCAUUUAUUAUCACAGUUUAUUCUCUCCAUUUUAGGAAAUCAUGAGUCUAUUGAUGUAACGAACUAUUAAUGCCAAAGUAUUUUAGUUUUUUAAACAGGCUAUGGUCGUGAGCGUUGUCAAAUGUCUAAGAAAAGUCUAAUAAAAUUGCAUCUAUUGGCUCACUAUUAUUUAAUCCCUUGGGAAAAAAAUCAUCAAUUAAUCCUAUUAGUUGAGUUUCACCUGACGUAUACUUCCUGAAGCCAUGUUGGUAUGGAGUGAGGACAUUAUGUUAAUCUAUGUGAUUUAUGAUGUUGCUACAUAUUAUGUGUUCUGGUAUUAUAAACACUGUAUACAGGAUUAGAUUUUUUUAACGUUUAUGUCUUUCAAUUAAUAUCAAAAUUUCGUCCGUUUUUUUUUCUCUCAUAAAAAGCUUUUUGUAAAUACCACUAAACCUGAUAUCAUUCAGUAGCAUGAAAUCAUACUGAAAACAAAUGAAUGCUAGCUAUUGUGAUAUUCAGAACAAGCGCAGACUUUAAUUGAUUGAACUGGUAAUUGAUUAAGCGAAGUCUGAAAAAAGUAUUUUGAACACUGGUGCUAGUUCGUGGCUUAGUUCUUUGAGCAAUCCAGCUGGAAUACAAUCAGGUCCAGAAGCUUUACUUGGUUUUAUGCCAGCUAAUAGUUUUAGGAUUCCUUUCUCUUGUAUAUUUAUAUAUCCUAUGUUUUAUACUUGGUUUAAAUUUAUUAAUUUGAUUUUGUCACCUGGGGCUGAGAAUGCUGAUGCAAAAUAUUUAUUCAGAAUGUUAGCUUUAAUUUCAGUAUCAUUAAGUGUUAAGUUAACCACUUUUAAAUGGGGAUAUUCCUGUUGUUUCCAUAUUCUUAUAUAUCAUGUAUGACCAUACCUUUUUAUUGUUAUAUUCUGAUAUUGCUUUAUUUAUGUAUUCACUCAGCGAUCUGCUUCUAACUUUUUGAGUAAGGUGUUUAGUAUUUAGGUACUUUUUGUGGACUCUUUCUAACUUAGUUUCUUUGCAUUUUUUUUAUUUUUAAAAAGGUUUUCUACUUUAAAAGUUUCUUUAAUUUGUGUUUAAACCAGUAUUUAUUUAUUUUAGUUGACGAACAUCUAGUUGGUACUGAAUUUUCUGUAAUGUUUUUAAGAUGGCUUUUAAUAGAGUUCCAGAGCUCAUCAACAGGUUGAUUUAUGUCUUUUUCUGAUAGUAAUGAUUUUUGAAAGUUAAAUGUGUUCAGGGUAUAAGUUCUCAGUUUGGUUUUAGAUUGGUAACUGCUUCUAAUAGCCUAUUUAUUUUAAUGAUAUAUGGUCAGAUAGUAAAGGGAUAAUAUAAUAAUCUACCACUAAUCCAGGUAUGUUGGUUGGCUUCUCAUUUUCUAAUAAGAUUUCUAAGUCAGAUUAUUUGUUCUUGAUACUUUGAAAGUUUAUUACUAGGUUUUGAGGUACUUUGGUAUUGCUGCUUUAGUGGGUUUAUUUAAUGAGGGUGUUUUAGUGGGUUUAUUUAAUGAGGGUGUUUUAGUGGGUUUAUUUAAUGAGGGUGUUUUAGUGGGUUUAUUUAAUGAGGGUGUUUUAGUGGGUUUAUUUAAUGAGUGUGUUUUAGUGGGUUUAUUUAAUGAGGGUGUUUUAGUGGGUUCAACAGGAGUGGCUCUGGCUAGCAGUUGGUGAAUUUGAUUUGAGAUAUUGUAUGGUUUAGAAGUGCCAGCAUCAAAAGAAUCAAACAGCCCUGGUGUAGAUUGAGGUAACCCACACGGUACACAGUGCCACGACUUUUGUAGCCUUAUGCAUAAUACACAGGUGUAUUCAUAUGGAGACACUAUGCGUGGUACAUUAGCCAAGCCAAGCCAAGUUCAAGCGCACUUGGCCUCACGACCACGCUUAUUGAUUAUAUCUAUCUAAAUCUACAUCUGCUUGAUCUGCUAAUAAUACUUUAAUAAUAAUAAAAUAUUCACGUGUAGAUACAAUCAGAGUAGUCCUAAGCCAAAAGUGCUAAAAUUAUAUUGAUUAAUGAAAAUAAUGCUGAAAUUGAGUUCUGUAUAUAAUUUAUGGUUGAGAAGCCAAGUGGAAAGGAGAAAACAAACUGCCUCAUUGUCUCCCUUGUACUUACCCUUGGCUCCCACUACCUACUCCCUUUGGUCCUCCUCCACUCCGUGCCCCCUCUUGCCAUGGCAGUGUCUGUCUCACUCUAUUUCACGCCCCUCAACGUUUGCCCCCCCCCCAUUUUUUUUCCAUUCCCCUUCAACCAUUCAUAGUUUUUUUUGGCGAAACCUCUCUCUCUUUCUCUCUCUCUCUCUCUCUCUAUACAUCUCUGAUAAUACGCCAUGUCACUCAAGCAGAUGUCAUUCCAACAGUGCAAUAUAAAUAUAUAUAUAUAUAUAUAUAUAUAUAUAUAUAUAUAUAUAUAUAUAUAUAUAUAUAUACCUAUACCUAUAUAUAUAUAUAAAUACCAUAUACGAUAUAUAUUUACUAAAUACUUAUAUGUGUAUAUAGUUAGAUUUUAGGUAUUUUAACAAAGUAACAAAAAAAUACAUAGGUCUGUACUUGAUACAUUUUUUUAAAAUAUAUAUAUAUAUUUAUGGGUCUAACGGGUUUUUCUAUCUGAAUACAAAAUUAGGGAAAAUACGAUACAAAUUGUAAUGAACAAUGUUCUUGGUUUCGUGCAAGAAAAGAAAAAGUUUAGGCCACUUUCCUUCUUGACAGUGUAUCUUAUUGUCAUGUCAUGAGCGGACUCAACAAGCGAGGUAGUAGAAUUGGUUUUGAAUAAAAACAAAAUUUUCUGAUGACCAGUCGAGAUACUUCUUAUAUAUGUACAAACUGUAUUGGUGAUUUGCACGAUAAACGAAACAAUGUCAUUGACGCUAAAAUUGACCCUCACUGUUGCCAACUAGAUACAAAAGAAUUCGGCCCUAACUUUAACAUGAUAUCAAUGCACGACAGUUGAUCAUCGUAUCAAAUCUCCUCUGUUACCGAUAGAUAGUCGCCCAUUAGUUUUAAAACACUGCUAAAGUCCUAGAGUCAAAGUCUAAUGCUUCCUUGAAAUUAGUUUGUGCUACAAACAGAAGCGCUUAGAAAAUGUCAUUAUGCAGUGCUAAAAAGUUCACCUAGACUUUUUAAAAAAGGCCUAGCUUAUCAACACUUUCUUUCAUUGUGUACACCGGAGACACCAAAUAAGCUAGCUAUUUAUAGUUUGUUACUGCCAUGUACGACUUCGUUGUCUCUAAAGUUGGCAUCACAUGCCGAUAUUCUUUGCAAUAGUGCAAUGUGUUACUCCUUGGCUGGGAUUGGGAGGAAGUAGAUUUCAUGUUGAGAACAUGUCACCCAGUGGAACCAGCUAGCCGACCAUAUAUAUAUAUAUAAUAAUUUUUUUUUGGUAUUUUUCUGAAUGUUCAUUUAUACUCUGUAUGUGUGUGUGUUUGUAUGUGUGAGUGUAUAUGCGUAAAUGCGAUUAUAUAUAUAUAUAUAUAUAUGUAUAUAUAUGUGUGUGUGUGUACGUGUGAGUUUAUACAUGUUUGUGUGAGUGUGGUGUGUGUGUGUAUGUGUGCGUGUGUGCUUACAUUCUCACUCUGGUAAAAUCCUUCUCGUUGAUUCCCAUGUGAUUGUCUUCAAAGACUUGUCUGCCUACUUCAGUCCCUAUGUUGAUGUACAGAUUCCAUGAUCUUGUUUUGUUUUUUUUUUGAUGAUCUGAGUAUCAAUGUUGUAAUCAUGUUGGCAUUAAAAGACAUUUAUAUUGGA
Messenger RNA from Biomphalaria glabrata, 8960 nucleotides. Its product is annotated as inhibin beta A chain-like. The transcript is spliced from 3 exons. The record is from RefSeq and is a predicted model, not a curated record. Lineage: Eukaryota; Metazoa; Mollusca; Gastropoda; Planorbidae. Bases 454 to 1728 code for a protein of 424 amino acids. Gene Ontology annotation, cellular component: extracellular region. Gene Ontology annotation, biological process: SMAD protein signal transduction. Gene Ontology annotation, molecular function: cytokine activity; growth factor activity.